UUCUCCGGGGCGAAUCCCUGCCGACGUCACUGGUCUGGUAUAAAUACGCUGAGCAGCGACUCCUACCAGACUCAAGCAAAAGCGCCUUUCGACCACAACAACUUUUCAAACCAAGGAUUACUGGAUUUGCCUUCGUUGGAUUUAAUUUCCCAGCACCGAAUCCUCGGUAUAAGUACAAUGACUUUGAACAAGGGUGACAAACUGCGGAACAUGGACAAGAGGAGAGGAAGCAUGCCGUUCCCCAUGAACAUACCCAACUUACACAGGAGAAGCAUGCCCGUGGACGACCGGGACCUGCGCACCACGAUGCCACAGACCGGACAGACCGACGAGCUGUCCAACCUGCUGCGCUGCACGUCCUACUCCCAGAACGACCAGCACCGGAACAGCUGCGCGUCGGACUCCUCCGACUCCGUCAUCUCCACCGGCAGCGAGACCGACUCCCAGGUGUACAAAGUGGUCCUCCUCGGGGAGCACGGGGUCGGCAAGUCCAGCCUGGCGCGCGUCUUCGGAGGAGUUGAGGAUGCCGGUCACGACUGCGAUGAAGCAGGAAACACUUACGACAGAUCUAUCGUGGUGGACGAAGAAGAGGCCUCCAUCGUUCUGUACGACAUCUGGGAGCAGGAUAACAGCCAGUGGCUGAAGGAGCAGUGCAUGAGGAUGGGAGACGCCUACAUCAUUGUGUAUUCAGUGACAGACAAGUCGAGCUUCGAGAAGGCGUCGGAGCUCCGCAUUCAGCUGCGUCGUGCCAGGCAGUCUGAGAACAUUCCCAUAAUCCUCGUGGGCAACAAGAGUGACCUGGUGCGCUCCAGAGAGGUGUCUGUAGAUGAGGGAAGUGCCUGCGCGGUGGUGUUCGACUGCAAGUUCAUAGAGACGUCCGCGUCCCUCCACCACAACGUGCAGGACCUGUUCGAGGGCAUCGUCAGACAGAUCCGCCUGAGGAAGGACAGCAAGGAGGAGAACGCGCGCCGCAUGGCCAACUGCAGGCGCAGGGAGAGCAUCGGCAAGAAGGCCAAGCGGUUCCUGGGCCGCAUGGUCGCGCGCAAGAACAAGAAGAUGGCGUUCAGGCAGAAGUCGAAGUCCUGCCACGACCUCACUGUUCUCUGAGGAGCGGGGGGACGUCGGCGGAACGGAAGGACAUUCUUUUUUCUUUGGCCUCUGAAGACCAGACGCUGUGUGUGUUUUAACACUAACCCUAAAGGACUAAUAGAGCUGUACAGAAAUAUAUUUUUGUUUUUUUUAGACACCAACCAAAAGCAAAGAGAGGAUGUAAUGAGUAAAAAAAAAAAAAGAAAAAAGAAAAAAAGAAAUGGCAUUGUUCAAGUCAUAUCAUGUUAAUGGUGAUAACCUGCAUGAAGCUUUGCAAACCUUUUAUUUUAUUUUCUGCCUUAAACAUAUUGCCGUCAUAAUAUGAUCAGUGUGUAUGGAAAAAAACGACAAACGCUUGUUGUGUUUAGUGAGUUGCGACGACUGCCUUGCUGUUGGGCCAUUGCGUUGCUCCUCUACUGGAGGGGAGCGAUGCGUGUGUGUGUAUAUAUACUAUGACGUGAAUGAUACAGAAUGCAACAUACAUCUCAUUUUUUCUCUAAGACAAGGGAAAGGAUCACAACGCUACUUGAAACGCGGUACGCAGGUUCGUGCCUUGGCCAAGUCAACUGAGGUGGUCAGAGCUUAGCGGAAACUUCUGUUGUUGUUCCACUGCAUUUGGAUUCAGGGUGUGAAUGUACGUGUGGGUAAAGCAAUAAGUUAUGUCCGUCUCGUGAAAACCUUGACAUGAUUUGAAAAAAUUCUUUGUUUACGUUGGUUACAUUUUUCUUAAUAAAACAUAAAAUCAAA
This is a messenger RNA of Mugil cephalus (flathead mullet), 1836 nucleotides long. RefSeq names its product Ras-related associated with diabetes (gene rrad). The transcript has 5 exons. The record is from RefSeq and is a predicted model, not a curated record. Gene Ontology annotation, cellular component: plasma membrane. Gene Ontology annotation, molecular function: GTPase activity; calcium channel regulator activity; GTP binding. Lineage: Eukaryota; Metazoa; Chordata; Actinopteri; Mugiliformes; Mugilidae. The coding region runs from base 178 to 1107 and encodes 309 amino acids. Gene Ontology annotation, biological process: negative regulation of high voltage-gated calcium channel activity.